This is a messenger RNA of Mobula hypostoma (lesser devil ray), 10402 nucleotides long. RefSeq names its product histone-lysine N-methyltransferase PRDM9-like. Gene Ontology annotation, biological process: regulation of transcription by RNA polymerase II. Lineage: Eukaryota; Metazoa; Chordata; Chondrichthyes; Myliobatiformes; Myliobatidae. Gene Ontology annotation, molecular function: DNA-binding transcription repressor activity, RNA polymerase II-specific; RNA polymerase II cis-regulatory region sequence-specific DNA binding. The record is from RefSeq and is a predicted model, not a curated record. Gene Ontology annotation, cellular component: nucleoplasm. The transcript has 2 exons. The coding region runs from base 915 to 1787 and encodes 290 amino acids.
ACCAGGCGGGUGGUCCGGCGCCGGUUUGGAGCCCAGCGGCGGGCCGCGGCUUUAAUGAACAUCGGGAGGCGGCGUCCCGGACGGAGGAGCGGCCGGUACCGGAGCCGCCAACAGCAAACAUCGCGGGCUGCCGCACGAAGUCUUUUCAGGACUGCGCAGGCGCGGACAUCAAAGGUGGAGGAAUCGCGGCUGGGUAUCUCAGACGGAAUAUCACAUCAGGUCUACACCCCACUCAUCUCCCCAGCACCUGAAUAUCAUUGGCCUGUGAACGUGGAAGGAGAGAUGCUGGUUUGUUUCACUUCAGACCCCAGGCAGUGAGCGCUGUUGCAGGGCACCGACCGUGACACAUUGGGGAGAUGACACACUGUCUACGGCGGUGAGGGGAGAAACCACUUGUGUGUGGUUGGGAAAGGAACACCCACUGCAACGAGAAACUGUGUGUGACACGCUGGGGGAGGUGAGCUCACCUGAUCUGUGACUGGGAACGUGUUCACCACAUCCUUGUUUCUGCACCAGUGAAACAUUCAUUCUUUUGACUGAGAUGAACUUGAUCCAUUUCCCUGAGGAUAUUCAAAUGUUCUUUCCACCUGUUUCCAUUUGAGGAAAGUAAUUAAUUGGGUCAUCUUUUACUGACUGAUCGCUGAGGUCCUGGAAAAACGUUGUCACCCUGCUUCAGGCGCAUGAAGGAACUCACUCGGUGAUGAGACGCUGUCAAAUUCACACCAGGGAAAGGUCAUUCACCAUCUCCUCAUGUGGGAAAGGAUUCACUCACUCAUCCCACUUAGUGAUACACCACUGAGCUCACAACACAGAGAGACCAUUCUGCUGCUCUCGUUGUGAAAGAGCGUUCAACCAGUCAUCCAACCUCCUGACACAUCUGACUGCCAGAAAGAGUUAAGCAGCUUAGCGACCUGAUGAACCACCAGCAAAUUCCCACCGGUGAGAGGCCCUUCACCUGCUGUCACUGUGGAAAGGGCUUCAAAAAUUCCUCCGGACUACAGAGACACCAGCUGGUCCACACCAGGGAGAGGCCAUUCGUCUGCACUGAGUGUGGGAAUGGGUUCACUCAAUCAUCUGACCUGUUGACGCACCAACGAAUUCACACUGGAGAGCGGCCAUUCGUAUGCCGUGAGUGUGGUAAGGGAUUCACUCGUUCAUCCAACCUGCUGACACACCAACGAAGUCACAUGGGGGUGCGGCCAUUCGUCUGCACUGAGUGUGGGAGGGGAUUCACAAGGUCGUCCGAGCUUCUGAGGCACCAACGCAUUCAUAAUGGGGAGAGGCCCUAUGUUUGCUCGGAGUGUGGGAUGAGGUUCACUCGUUCGUCCCACCUGCAGUCACACCAACAAACUCACACCGGGGAGCGGCCGUUCAUCUGCUCUGAGUGUGGGCGGGGAUUCACUCGGUCAUCCGAGCUUCGGACACACCAACUCAUCCACACCGGGGAGAGGCCCUAUGUCUGCUCCGAGUGCGGGAAAGGAUUCACUCGUUCAUCCCACCUGCAGUCACACCAAAAAAUUCACAAUGGGAUGCGGCCAUUCAUCUGCUCUGAGUGCGGGAGGGGAUUCACUUGGUCGACCGAGCUUCGGACGCACCAACGUAUUCACACCGGAGAGAGGCCCUUCCCCUGUUCUGAGUGCGGAAAGGGGUUUACUCGGCCGUCUGACCUUCUGAAGCACCAACGAAUUCACACCGGAGAGCGGCCGUUCAUAUGCAGUCAGUGUGGCAAGGGGUUCACUCGAUCGUCCCACCUGCGUACACACCAACGAAUUCACAACAGGGAGUAGGCUUUCAUCUGCUCCGAGAGAGACGGGAUUCACUCAGUCUGACCUUCUGACGCACCAACAAAUUCACACUGGGGAGAGGCUGCUCACCUGCUCUGAAUGUGGAAGAACUUGUCUGUCGUGUCACCUCAAGCACCAGCGAACUCACACUGAAAGGGCAGUUCAAAUCUGCAGAACCUAUGUAGGGCAUUUAAAUUGCAGCUGCUGAGAGAGUGGUGAGUUCACAAGUGACUGCAGGAACUGAUUCUGCAGUUAUUGCUGCUGUUGAUCACAUCCAGGUUUGGACCCUGGUUACUGGGCACAUUUGGGUUGUUUCCCCUGGAACCGCAGGUACAUUUGUAUUCUGCAUCAAUUAUAAAUAAAUCUGUUUGGUGUGAAUGAACAGGGCUUGAAAUGAUAACACCUAUGAAUUUAUAGUUUGCUGCUCCUUUCCACCCCUGAUUCUCCCAUGACGACUGGAUCAUGGACCUCUGGAUUACGCCUCUUGAAGUCAAUAAUCAAUUCAUUGAGUAACUGGUUGUUGUUGUGACACCACUAAACCAGAUUUUCAGUCUCCCUCCUUUCUGCUAACUUGUCACCACCUUUGAUUCAGCCAGCAGCAGCGUGUCAUCAGCAAAUUUGAAUAUGGCACUAGAGCUGUGCUUAUCCACACAGUCAUAAUUGUAAAGUGAGUAGAGCAGGGCUAGGCACGCGGCCUUGUGGUGCACUUGUGCUGAUGGAGAUUGUGGAGGAGAUUUGUUGCCAAUCCAAACUCACUGGGGUCUAUAUAUAUAUAUAUAGCCAUCUGUUAGUCUCAUGAGACCAUGGAUUUGUGCCUUGGAGGGUUUCUAGGGUGCAGGCCUGGGCAAGGUUGUAUGGAAGACCGGCAGUUGCCCAUGCUGCAAGUCUCCCCUCUCCGCGCCACCGAUGUUGUCCAAGGGAGGGGCAUUAGGACCCAUACAGCUUGGCACCAGUGUCGUCGCAGAGCAAUGUGUGGUUAAGUGCCUUGCUCGAGGACACACACGCUGCCUCAGCCAAGGCUCGAACUAGCGACCUUCAGCUCACUAGACCAACGCCUUAACCACUUGGCCACGCGCCAAUGCUGGGGUCGACAAGUAAGGAAAUAGAGGAUCCACAAUUGCAGAGGGACGUAUUGGCGCCAAGGUCGAGAAUCUUAUUGAUUAGUUUUGAGGGUAUUGAAUGCUGAGCUGUAGUGUAUAAAAAGCUUCCUGAUGUCUGUAUCUUUGCUGUCCAGCGUUGAGUGAAGAGCCAGUGAGAUGUCAUCUGCUGUGGAUCUUUUGCUGCGGUAGGAAAAUUGGAGAGGGUCCAAGUCACUUCUCAGGCAUGAGUUUGUGUGUUUCAUCGCCACCCUCUCAAAACUGUGGAUGUAAGUGCUUCUGGAUGGUAGUUAUUGAGGCAGGUCACCAUGUUCUUUUUAGACACCGGUGUAGGUGAAGUGUGCUUAAAGCAGCUGGGUACCUCAAACUGCCUAAGCGACAAGUUAAAGAUCUCAGUGAAAAUUACAUCCAGAUGAUCAUCUUAGGUCUUUAGCAUUUGGCUAGGCACACAGUGUCGAGGUGGGAUGCUUUGCACGGGUCACUUUCCUGAGGGCUGCUUGCACCUUAGCCUCAAACUGAAAUCACAGGGUUAUCAGUGGCUGUGGGAGUUUGUGAUGGUUCCUCCGUGUUCAGGUGGUCAAAGUGAGCGUAGAAGGCGUUGAGCUCAGCUAUAUCACCUCACCUGUCAGGGAAGUUAGUGCAGGAGUCAGCAAGUUGUGUCGCAACUGCACGAGAUAUUGUGACCACACUUGGAGUUUAUAUGUAUUUCCGGUCACCUAACUAUUGGAAUGAUAACAUUAUGAAGGCAAAUGUGCAAAAUAGGUUCACAAAGAUGAUACCAAGGCUGGAUGGCAUGAGUUAUAAGGAGAGACUGGAUAGAACUUAGAAUAGUACGGCAGAGUCUGGGCCCUUUGGCCCAUGAUGUUGUGCUGACUUUUUAACCGACUCUAAGAUCAAUCUAAUCCUUCCUUGCUGUAGAGCUCUCCAUUUUUUUCUGUCAUUGAUGUGCUUAUCUAAGAUUUUCUUAAAUGCCCCUGAUGUAUUUGCUUCUACCAUUUCUGGCAGGGUCUUGCGCUCACUCACUACUCUCUGGCUUUUAAAAAAAAACUCUGCUGGGUUCAUUCCCUGGAGCACAGUAGUUAGAGGUGUUGGCCAUCAUCAAAUUAAAGUAAGCAAGAAAACAUCAAACUUGAAUGAGUCAAUGAGAGUGUAAGUAAACAAACCAGAUGUUUUUGUUCUUGCCAUGUGCCUGAAGGAAUAGAGUAUACCAUUUUGUGAAGCUCUUCUGUAACCUCCAUGUUGUGAACUGUUUCGACUGAUUCUUGUCCUGCAAUAACUUGAUCAGAGCCAUUUGAACAUGGACACAAGGAGUUUCUGCUAUUGAUUUACUCAACCUGAGAUCAUUUUCAGAUAAGCUGUUUGUGUACAAUAUCAGAUUCGCAGAAGCGAUCUUGUUAUCUCGGCCCAGUGACUGGUGACAAGGUUUGACUGCUUUGAAUCAGAGUCGAAUAGAACAAAAGAAGUCAUCUACGGCCAAAAUUGUGUAGCCCUUGGACUACAUCCAGUAGGAAUCUGUCACAGAUCGGUCAGAUAACCUCAAUUCGAUCAGAUUGAAAUGCAACAUUUGAACUGAUGAGUAAAGACUAAAAGUAAAAGGCUUCAAAUGCAAUGUGGUGAGAACUCUGGAGACUAACAAGUGCAAUGAACAACCCAUGCCAGGGGCUGGGAGGGAAAAGGAUCAAUCAUCUGGCCAACAGGAGAUUCCAUUUCGGUGUUAUAACUGGAGACAUGGUUUAAGUGAGUAUUGGUGCAGAGGGAUCAGUAGAAUUCAUGUUUUAAGUUGUUGGCCCCAGGGGUCAACAUAGUUACGUUGUUGCUUGGGCAGAGACAGUAAAAUAAAAUGCAGAGACAAUAAAAUGCAAGCUUCAAUUUAAUAAGAGUUGCGUAGUGAGUUUUUACCUAGAUUAGUUUUCGAUCAGAGUUUGGUGCCCUGGGGUGCGCUCUUAAAGAAAGAAUAGAAAUCUCGAGCUCUUGUUUUGAGUUGAACCACCCACUAGGUUAGGAUUUUAAAAUGGGAAAAUGAAGGUACAGGAGGAGCCCAGGGAGUUUGGAGGAUUGGAAUGUGAAUCAGAUUCAAUAUCACAAGCAUAGGUCAUGAAAUUUGUUAAAUUUGCGGCAGCAGUAGAAUGCAACACAUAAUAACAGAAAAAGACAAUUACAGUAAGUAUAUAUUUGACUCAACUCUAAUAAGUAGUGCAAACAUAAAAAAAAUGAUGAGGUGGUGUUCAUGGGUUGAAUGUCCAUUCUGAGGGGAAGAAACUGCUCCUGAAUCAUUGAGUGUGUACCUUCAGGCUUCUAGACAUCCUUGCUGCUGGUAGCAAUGGGAUGAGGACAUGUCCUGGGUAAUGGGGAUCCUCAAUGAUGGAUGCUGCCUUUCUGAGGCAUUGCUCCAUGUAGAUGUCCUGGAUACUCUGGAGGCUAGUGCCCAAGAUGGAACUAAGUUUGCGACUCUCCGCGGCUUACUUCGACUCUGUGCAGUAGCCGUGCACACCCCCCCCCACCCCACCCAUGGCCCCAUACCAGACAGGGAUGCAGCCAGUUAGAAUGCUCUCCACGGUACAUCUAUAGAAAUUUGCUCAUGUUUUAGGUUACAUAUCAAACCUCCUCCAGCUCCUGAUGAAAUAAAACCACUGUCUUGCCUUUGUUAAGCUGCAGCGAUGUAUUGGGUCCAGGUUAAAUCCUCAGAGAUAUUGGCACCCAGGAACUUGAAAUUGCUCACUCUCUCCACUUCAGAUCGCUAUGAGGACUGGUGUGUCGUCCAUCAUCUUGCACUUUCUGAAGUUCACAAUCAGUUCUUUGGUCUUACUCACAAUGUUGUUGCUGUGACCCCAUUCAACUAGCUGAUUAAAUCUUGCUCCUCAUCACCAUCUGAAAAUCUGCCAACAUGGUUGUGUCAUCAGCAAAUUUAUAGAUGCUAUUUGAGCUGUACUUAGCCACACAGUCAUGGCUGUAGAGAGAGUAGAGCAUUGGCUAAGCACCCAUCCCUGAGGUGCAUCAGUGUUGAGUGUCAAUGAAGUGGAGCUGUUAUCUCUGAUCCACAGAAAUUGUGAUGUUCCAGUUGAACAGGAAGUCGAGGAUCCAGUUGCAGGGGGAGGUACAGAGGCCCAGGUUCUGGAGUUUUUCAAUCAGAACUGUAGGAAUGAUUGUGUUAAAUGCUGUGCUAUAGUCAACAAGCAUCGGUAUUUGUACUGUCCAGCUGAUUCAAGGUCAUGUGAAGAGCCAAUGAGAUCGCAUCUGCCAUAGAUCUAUUGUGGUGAUAGGAAAGUUGCAGGGGGUCAAGGUCCUUGCUGAGACGGAAGGUAAUUCUAGCCAGAACCAACCUUCCAAAGCACUCCCUCACUGUAGGUGUGAGUGUUACUGGGUGAUAGUUGUUGAGGCAACCCAUGCUCCCCUUCUUAGGCUCUGGUAUAAUUGUUGCCCUCUUGAUGCAGGUGGGAACUUCCUAAUGUGGCAAUAAGAGAUUACUUUCUUGAUUAUACAUUAAGGGAAUGAUGAUGGUGAUAACAAUUGGAUAGGAACAGUUGAGAAUGGAGGGUCAGGAAUCCUGGGGGAUGCAUUGCGGAAGGUAGCUAGUGAAAAUAAAUCAGAGAAGUUACAAGAUAUUUUAAAAGAAAAAAGCUGUCAUAAUGGGAUGUAUGUUGGAAGAUCAAACUGAAGAGCAAACAGAAAAACAGGAUUACCAGAAUUGUGCAAGUGUAUUGAAGAGCUAGAGAAAGAGUUGGAGAGAAAGGAAAGAAAAUAAAAUUCAGAGGCAGCAGGGUCAAGUGAAUUUGACAGGAAUCCGUUUCAGGCUCAGUGUGAACGUGUGACAAGAGAAAAGGGGAAAAGUGAAGAGGAGUGUAAAAGGGUGAAUACAGAAGUAGAGAAAUGGAAAAGUCAGUGUCAGGAUUUACGGACUGCUAUGAAAGUCAUGCAGAAUUCAGCAGGUGAGAAGAAAGGAACUGCCGAUCACACCAAAUGUUUAAAACAGAUUGAAAAGUUGCAAAGUGAACUCAGUUCAGAGAGGAGUGACGUGUAUUUAAUGUGAUAACUGAUGGUGAUGUAGAUUGGGGUGAUCUAGUGUCUGAGGCAACACACUGUAAUAGUGAGGAUGAUUAGAGAAGUGCUCCACCUUCACGUGGAGAGUUCAGCAACAUAGGAUAAUUUCACAGUUUAGAUGAAACAGAGGAAAGGAAAUUAACCCUUCUGUGCUUAACUUUAGUAUUAACCUCAGCCCUGCUGGAGAAACAGGCACAGAGCCAGGGGUUACAGGGUGAUUUACAGGAGCUAUGUUAGAAGCUGCAGGGAGUAAUUGAGGUGACCUGGUAGAGGCUUUGCAUAUGUGCAGAGAGCAGAAGAGGGGAGCACCCCUCAACGUGAUGAGGUUCUGACCAAUUUUCACGAGUGUGUAUGGAUCUACUUUGGAUAGGAUUGGGGGAUUUCAACUUCCCUAAUAGUGCAAGGAGAUUAGAUGGGGCAGAAUUGUUAAGUGUAUCUAGGAAAGUUUCUUAAAUCAAUAAGUGGAUGGUUCAACAAGAGGAGGGGCCGUGCUGGACUUGGCGUUGGGUAAUGAGCCUGGCCAGGUGACUGACCUUUCAGUGGGUGAGCAGUUAGAAAACAGUGACCACAACUCCUUAACUUUCAGGAUGGCUAGAGAUAAGGAUAGGUAUAGUCAUUGUGGGAGAAUUUUAAAUUGGAGUAGAAUAAAUUACGGGAGAAGACCUUUUCUUUGGCAAGUCCACAUCAGACGUGUGGAGGAUGUUUCAAGAUCAGUUAUACAGAGUACAGGAAAUGUAUGUUCCCGUUAAAAGGAGGAACCGGGAUGGAAAGGUGAGAGAACCUUGGAUGUCCAGAGAGGUGAUGAGUUCAGACAAGAAGAAAAAGGAAAAGUAUGUUAAGAUUUGAAAGUUAAGAUCAAAUGAAGCACAUGAGUAUAAAAAAGCCAGAAAAGAACUAAAGGAGGAAAUUAGGAAAACCAGGAGGCGCCAUGAAAACUCCUUGGCAAGUAGGAUUCAGGCGAAUCCAAGGCAUUCUACACAUACAUCAAUAGGCAGAGGAUAACUAGGGAGAGGGUGGGUCCACUCAAGGAUAAAGGGGGGAACAUUUGCUUGGAUGCAGAGAAUGUGAGUGAAAUACCUUGCGUACUUUGCUUCAGCAUUUCCUAAGGGAAAUGAUAUGGAAGACCAGGAGGUCAAUGCUGAGUGUAUAAAUAUGUUAGGGCAUUUGGAGCUCAAGGAGGAGGAAGUGUUGGGCCUCCUAAUGAGUAUUAAGGUGGAUAAGUCCCAAGGGCCUGAUGGGAUCUACACCAGGUUAUUGAAGGAGUCAAGAGAUGAGAUUGCUGGGACCUUGACCAGUAUCUUCAUGCCACCUCUAGCCACAGGCAAUGUCUCAGAGGACUGGCGAGUGUCUAAUUUUGUACCUCUGUUUAAGAAAGGAACAAGGGAAAAUCAUGGGAGCUAAUAGACCAGUGACUCAAUUCAGUAGUUGGGAAAUUGCUCACUAAAAUUCUUAGGGAGAGGAUAUGUGAGUAUUUGGAGACCCCGGCCUGAUUGGGGAGAGCCAGUAUGGCUUUGUGCAGGGCAAAUCGUGCCUUACCAACUUGAUUGAGGUUUUUGACAAGGUGACAAGGGAGAUUGAUGAGGGUAGGGCAGUGGAUGUUGUCUACAUGGAUUUUAGUAAGGUAUUUGACAAAGUCCCCUGUGGGAGGCUAACCCAGAAGAUGCAUUGGGAUGAUGACAAAUUGGCUGUUUGAAUUUAGAAUUGGCCUGCACAUAGAAGACAGAGGAUAGUGGUUGAAGGGACUUAGUCGAGUUGGAGAUCUGUAGUUAGUGGAGUUAUGCAGGAAUUUGUGCUGGAACCUCUGCUCUUUGUAAUGUAUAAGAAUGAACUGGGUGAAAAUUUAGAAAGCUGAGUUAGUACAUUUGCAGAUUAUACCAAGAUUGGAAGAGUUGUGGAUAGAAUAGAAGACUGGCAAAGAAUGCAGUGUUAUAUAAGUCAGUUUUAGAUUGGACUGAGAAAUGGCAGACGAAUAUGAGGUGUUACAUAUUGGUAGGGCAAAUGCAGGAUCCUUAAUAGUAUUGCUGAGCUGAGAGAUAUUGGGAUUCACGUCCAUAGCUCCUUGGUAGUGGCUGCACAGGUUCAGAAGUUGUUAAGAAGGCUUAUGGAAUGGUUUUUAUUGGUCAAGGCAUUGAGUUCAAGUUGCAACUUUAUAAACCUCAGGUUAGGUCACAUCUGCAUACAGAUCUGGUCGGUCCAUUAUAGGAAGGCUUUGGAGAGGGUGCAGAAGGGCUUGUUUCUCUGGAGCACCAGAGGCUGAGAGGAGAUCUGAUAGAGGUUUACAAGAUUAUGAGCGGCAUAAAUAGAGUAGAUGGGGAGUCGUUUUUUUCCCCAAGUUAGAAAAGUCUGAUACCAGAGGGCCUGCAUUGAAGGUCAGAGGGAGUAGGUGAGGGGGGAUGUGAGGGGUAAGUUUUUUUACUUAGUCAUGGCUGCCUGGUAUGGUCGUAGGGGCAAAUACAUUAGAGACUUUUGAGAGACGUUUAGAGUGGCACAUGAAUCUGAGGAAAGUGGAGGGAUAUGGACAUUGGUUAGAGCAGUUAAACUUCUAAGCAAACUGUAUGCUCUUCCACCUGUUGCACUCAGCAACACUGGUACUUGUUUCUUAUUGGCUAUUUUGUUGCAUCAAGAUACUGCUCAGUUCAUUCAGUACACAUCAGCCAGUUACUUGUUGUGCAAUUGAACAUGUCUAUGUUUCCAAAGUAGCUAGUCAGCUCUACUUUUUUAAAAAAAAUUAUGAUUAUUCUAACCCAGUACUCAAUGUUAAUGAACCUGUGAAUUUUGUCAAUUUUCUGCCUUUUUUAAACUCUACUGUCUUUCUUCUCUGAAGAAAUUGUGCAGUAUUUUUUUAAACUGGAACAUCUCACUGCACCACAACAGUUAGGUAGUUACAUGUUAGCUGUUCACAUACUGUUAUAUAUAACCUGUAAUGAAUUAUUUAAACAAAGAAUGCUUAAACAAUAUAUUCACAAUAUUACUCAAAUAUUAAUGAAAUAUAUUUAAAAAAACAACAUGGAGGUUGAUACAUUCAUGAAUAAUAAGGGCAAUUAAGGCUCUGGAGAGAUGGCUGGAAAAUAGGGUUGGGAGGGAAAAUAAAGUGGCCAUGAUCAAAGGUUGGAGCAGACUUGAUGGGCUGAAUGGCCCACUUCUGUUCCUAUGUCUUUUGGUCUUUCCCCAAUGGAAUAACACAAUGGCCGUGGUCUUUUCACACCUGGGCAAUAUUCAGUCUAAGACUUGCCCUUUCUGUUCAGCUCGGAAAUCUGAUGGCACAAAGUCCAGGAACUUUCUGUCCAGUUUCCGAAUGAUUAAGGGAUCUUGAAGGAGCACAACCUUUGCAUUAAUGUCUUUGUCAUUGUCAAUGUAGAUCGACACACCACCUGCCUCGCAUGUUCAGUGGGAUUGCGGUCUGAGUCUGGAUACACAGAAUAGACCGUCCACCUGCACAGUUAUACCACAAGUGGACAGCCAGAGAACUUUUCCCAGGAUGGA